AUGUCAGACGCCGGACGCCAAUCUUUCACCGACAAAGCUGGUGCCGCUAUGAAGCCCGACUCCCAGAAGAGCACCAUGGAACAAGCUGGUGACUUUAUCAAGGGCAAGACUGAUUCUGCCGCAUCGACCAUGCAGCCCAACAGCCAGAAGUCGGGCAGCCAAAGGGUCGGAGACACCAUGAGCGGAAACUCCAACGACAACCAGGACUCUCUCCUCAACAAGGCCAAGAACGCUGUCGGCAUGGGCAACAACAACGCUUAA
Messenger RNA from Psilocybe cubensis, 261 nucleotides. RefSeq lists its product as uncharacterized. Bases 1 to 261 code for a protein of 86 amino acids. Lineage: Eukaryota; Fungi; Basidiomycota; Agaricomycetes; Agaricales; Agrocybaceae. The record is from RefSeq and is a predicted model, not a curated record. The transcript has 3 exons.